Messenger RNA from Neofelis nebulosa (Clouded leopard), 979 nucleotides. RefSeq lists its product as uncharacterized. The transcript has 4 exons. The coding region runs from base 1 to 792 and encodes 263 amino acids. Lineage: Eukaryota; Metazoa; Chordata; Mammalia; Carnivora; Felidae. The record is from RefSeq and is a predicted model, not a curated record.
AUGUGCCCCAAGAUGUCUGGAGCUCAGGUGGAAGUUCACCGACUUGGGGUGACUCUCGGCAUAGCUGCGGAGGGCGACAAUCACCUGACGGCAUCUUCAUCCCCACGCCUGUGCGUUGACACUGUGGGCCAGACCACUGACACGGGGCCCGGGCCACUUAACAGUACGGCGGCCUCACAGCGGUCAGACUUCUCCUGUGCCUUUGCGGCCCCCCUCGACCCCUCGGAGCUUCCCGCGGCCCCCAGCCCUUGCAGGCCCCCUCGCCCCACCCCCUCCCCUCGGCGAGCUGCACGCUUCCGAGAUUCCUUCUUGCACGCUUCAGGAAAAUUCCCAGCCCCGCUUUCCAGAAAGAGCCACCCUGAAAACCUCGCUCUGCAAGGGGACCCCGCAAGAAGCCCGGUGUUUACAGGGAGAGCGGCGCGUUGCGGGGUUCGGUCCUCCGGGGUUGGGGUGUUGGGGGCGGCCUGGUUUCGCGGCGCUUUGUUGCGCUUUGCCGUCCGUGUCCACCAGGGGGCGCGCCGUCCUCGCAGCGCUUCGCCGCAGAAGCCUUUAAUCUGGGGAGGCGGCCCGGCCCGGAGGCUCUGCGCCCACGGGCUCCGGAUCCUGAAAUCCCGGGGGGCAGCCCGGCCCGGCUGUCCCGCGCCCACAGGCUCCGGAUCCUGGGAAAGCACCCAGAGCGCGCACGCAGCCAACGAAAGGGCGGCGGCGGGCUGGAGGCCCCCGUGUCGCUCCAGCAGGUGCCAGGUGCAGGGCCCGCAGAAGGAAAUCAGCCUUGAUAAGCAAGCGGAGUGAAGGACCGCAGGCCUCGGCCUCAGGUGUCCCCACCUCCCAGGGCGCGUGUGAGCCUCACGUGAGGUAACAAUACAAACACCUGUCACAAAACCGGAACCUCGGUGACGGUUCGGCCCGGGUCACGACCCCACCUGUGCUCCUAUUUAGGGGCCCGGAGCACCGCGUUCCGGAACCGCUUGGGGGGAAU